Drosophila busckii is the source of this 1760-nucleotide messenger RNA. RefSeq names its product intraflagellar transport protein 56 (gene Ttc26). Gene Ontology annotation, biological process: intraciliary transport involved in cilium assembly; intraciliary anterograde transport. The coding region runs from base 15 to 1760 and encodes 581 amino acids. The transcript is spliced from 5 exons. The record is from RefSeq and is a predicted model, not a curated record. Gene Ontology annotation, molecular function: protein binding; intraciliary transport particle B binding. Lineage: Eukaryota; Metazoa; Arthropoda; Insecta; Diptera; Drosophilidae. Gene Ontology annotation, cellular component: ciliary base; intraciliary transport particle B; ciliary basal body.
AGAAAGAAAGAAUAAUGAUACUUUCACGUGGCAAAACGGACUCGGCGAGCUCUAGGCAUUUGGCCAGUGGCGGUGGCAUGCAACAGCAGCGGAAAGCAGCAGCACCCGCCACGCUGGAGGAUUUUAUCAUGCGUCGUGACUACACAGGUGCCAGAGCCUAUCUAGAGUACGCCAAUGAUGAACAGGAGGAGGAGGAGGCAGCAGCAGCAGCAGCAGCAAGUGGCACAGCAGAGAAGUUGCAACAACAAUUGCAAAUUGAACAAUGGAUGGCCUAUUGCAAUUUUCAUUUGGGCGACUAUCAGCAGGCGCUCAAUCAAUAUCAGGCCAUCAAACAACGACAAACAGCGCCAGAGCCAGAGCCAGAGCCAGAGCACUUCGAUUUGAACAUAGCCGUGUGCAUGUUUUAUUUGGGACUGUACGAGGAGGCACAGCAGCUAAUGGCGAGCAUAGCCAGCACGUCGCCGCUCAAGCAACGCUUGCUUUUCCAUUUGGCACACAAGCUGGCCAACGAUCAGCAGUGGGCCGAGCUGCUGGAAACGCUGCUAGACACAAAAAGCGUCGAGCAGCAGCUCAGCCUGGCCUCGAUGCAUUAUAUGCGCGCACAUUAUCAGGAGGCCAUUGAUGUCUACAAGCGCGUGCUGGUGGACAACAAGGACUACAUGGCCAUCAAUGUGUAUUUGGCCUUGUGCUUCUACAAACUGGACUACUACGACAUGUCGCAAGAGGUGCUGGACGUGUAUAUUAAUCAGCAUGGCGAUAGCACCAUUGCCAUCAAUUUGAAGGCCUGCAAUCGCUUUCGCCUGUUCAACGGGCGCGUGGCCGAGCAGGAGAUUAAGAACAUAGCAGAUAAUGGCACUUUUGGUGCGGAUCUUAUACGCCACAAUCUCGUGGUAUUUCGCAAUGGCGAAGGUGCGCUGCGUGUGCUGCCUGCGCUGCUUAAUAUAGUUCCCGAGGCGCGUCUAAAUCUGGUCAUAUACUAUGUGAAGCAGGGUGAGGUGCAAGAGGCGCAUGCGCUGAUGAAGGAACUGCAGCCCACCUCGCCACACGAGUAUAUACUCAAGGGUGUGGUGCAUGCAGCGCUGGGACAGCAGCUGGGCUCGAAGGAGCACAUAAAGACGGCCCAGCAGAAUCUGCAUCUGGUGGGCAGCUCGGCCACGGAAUGCGACACCAUACCAGGUCGCCAGAGCAUGGCUUCGGCUUUCUUUCUCUACGAGCAGUUCGAGGAGGUGCUGGUCUAUAUGAACUCCAUACGCAGCUACUUUGUGAGCGAUGAUGUAUUCAACUAUAACUUUGCCCAAGCCAAGUGCGCCACGGGCUACUACAAAGAGGCCGAGGAGCUGUUGCUGCAAAUCAAUGAUAUGGACAUCAAGAAUCAGCAUACAUACUGCAUGAUCCUGGCCAAGUGUCACAUACACUGUGGACAUCCAGAACUGGCCUGGAAUGUAUUCAUUACCAGGGAUACCAAUGCGGAGGCGUUUAUCCUAUUGCAGCUGAUUGCCAACGAGUGCUACAAGUGCGAGGAGUUUUGGGUAGCAGCCAAAGCAUUUGAUAUGCUUGAGAAACUCGAUCCAAGUCCGGAGAACUGGGAGGGCAAACGUGGUGCUUGUGCGGGCGUGCUCUAUGCACUGGCCACUAAAUCACAGCGUGGACGUCCUGGUGGUGGCGUCUCUGAGGUCAUAGGCCUGCUGCGUGAAUCCUCGAAUACGCAGGCGGACGGGAUGAUUAAGACCAUAAGAAAGCACAUAAACAGCUUUAAAUAA